AUCGGCGGAGAGAAGCUCCACACACGCGUCUCAGCUUUUAAAUCUCUCCACCGUCUGAUUCUCUCGUUACCGACGCCGCAUCUCUGCGGAUAAGUGGCCCGGGGACUUUCCUGGGUCGGAGCUUAGACAAGCCAAUAAGACCCAUUCACUUCGUCCAAUGACAAUUGUUACUCUUUCUCAUUUGUACAACUAUAUAUACAGACUUGAUAUAGUCCAAGUAACCGAUGUGGGAUAUUAAGCGAGUUCUAAGUUAAUAUCACAAGAGUCGAUGACUCAACACUUGAUCUAAGCCAAAAGGCCGAGAAAGGUAUGAAUUAGACUUUGGCUCGACCUCUUUUUUUUAUAUACUUGAAGAUGAAACGACUUAAUGUUAGCUAGCUAAACGAUGUGGGACAAAUACAAAAGUAAUAAUGUCAGAAUCACAAAUUCUACAUUCAUGUUCUGUCAUUGCAACAUAAAGAGAUGUUGAAUUAUUUAAUAACUUGCACGUUAUCUACAACAACAACUCAUUGACUUGAUCCACAAACUACUCUUGUUGUUGGAUGUUAAGUUUUUGACUCCAUUAAAGAGCUCUUCUUCUUCUUGGCUUAUAUAUCAUUCAAGCUAACUUCCAAUUCCAAAAAAAAUCCUUCUCUUUUCUUUUUCGGUGAAAUAUUGACGGUGGAGAUGAGGCGACAAGGUCGGCAACAUGGUCUAGUCAGAGGUUACCGGAUUCUUCCACCACCGCUUAACACAAGACCGGUCAACUCUUUGACUUCACCUCAAACCUCUGAGUUAUUUACCGAAUCGCCAUCUAAACCAACCAAAGCUCACCGGAAAGUGUGGCCUGGCCAGGUGCAUUGGGUGAGAUCAAACGACAUUGCUUCAUCAAGCUACAAACUGCUGACGUGGAGGAUCAAGACUGUCCCUGGAUCCGAUCCUGUUUUGGAUCUCCCUGGUUUCUUGGAUCCUCAUAACUGUGAAGACAAUGUAGUAGAAGGAGAAGAAGCUAGAGUACUUGAAACGGUGAAGACAGAGAGUAAUGGAGAUAAUAGUGAUAAAGAAGAAGAUGGUGGAUCUCUUGAUUAUGGUGAAAAUAUGAGUUUUUACGAUGUGGGGAUGAUGAUGACGGAACAUGUGUUAGAAGAUGACGAUGAAGAAGAAGAUGGUUGGUGUUUGGUCUAAUGAUGUCUCCCUCACGUGGAUCAGCUUUUUUCCUUUUUAUUUUGUGACUGUUCAUUUGGUUACUUUACGUUAUCUUUUAAGUAAAGUUGGUAGCUUUACAAAUUUCAAGAUUAA
Messenger RNA from Camelina sativa (false flax), 1278 nucleotides. RefSeq lists its product as uncharacterized. Lineage: Eukaryota; Viridiplantae; Streptophyta; Magnoliopsida; Brassicales; Brassicaceae. The record is from RefSeq and is a predicted model, not a curated record.